AUGGCAACUUCAAUGAUUCCAUCGGGGGCUUCUUCAUCUCACCCAAGGCAAACCCCCCGUCCCAUCCCCCUCACCGCCCCGACAAUACCAGAAAGACACGCAUCACUACUCGCUCCCACAAGCCCAACUGCUCUUGAGCAUAAACGAGCCAAUUUAAUCUUCCUCCCGUCAACAAUGAUACAACUUUGCGGCACAACUUCGAGCGUACCCGAUAUUCUCAAAUUUAAACUCCAACAAUGCCGCACGGAACUGGAUUAUUUCAGAUGUUACCAGGACAGUCUCCGCCAGGCAUUGGUCGAGAAGAAGCCCUUAAGCGAAAAGGAUUAUCUGGAUGAAAUGGUCUCCGUGGAUCGUAGAUGUCGCCCACUCGUCGAAGAAUUCCGGAUCCUUUCCCGUCAGCAAAGAGCUAUGAAGCAGGACCUAGAAGAUGAACUGGCCCCGAAGCGCCGUGGGGGGAUAAAGGCUGAUAAAGAGGCAGAUGAGGCAGACGCGGACGAUGACCAGCAACUACAAGCCCUUUCGCUGCUAGAGAGAGCAUACGCGGCGGCUCUACAUUCCAAGUCUAUGUCUGACGAGAUAACAGGAAGGCAUGUGGGUCUCAGGCUGGCGAAGUUCCGUCGUGAUGUUUUGGCGUAUCACGCUGCAUCGCGGCUGGAAGGAGGGGAGUACCAGAUGUACUGUCAUGUUACGGGCUGGUGGGAGGCAGGGAGUGUGAAAGUGACGCAUCUUGUGCCGAGAGGGAUGAGAGGAGAUGAACUAGCGUAUCUCUUCGGCGAUAGUGAUAUGGCGGUAGAGGAUCGCAAGAAUGGGAUUACGCUACAUGCGAAGAUUGAAGAGGCAAUGGAUGCGGGAGCGAUCGCUAUAGUGCCAAACAUGCCGGCGGAAAACGCAGCAACCCCAAGUGAGUGGAGAUGUGUUUUGGCAAAUGAUUCGUACCGGGAUCGUAUUUUCAGUCGCGACUUGACAGGCCAUGCGUCAAGAUGGAACGAACUGGAUGGUAAGCCGCUGGCCUUCCUGACUAGCUCAAACCGACCCGCAACUCGAUUCCUCUUCUUCCGUUUCAUCAUGACUUAUCUCCAAGCCAAGAUUCAGGGGAACGUAGAGUGGGCUGAAAAGAUUGAGACGACCACUAUAUAUGACUUGUGGCCGUUGUCGGGGUCAGGAGGGUACCUGGAAAAGGAAACUCUGCGAUCCAUUACACGGAAUAUUUCCGGUUUUGAACUUCCGGCUUCUUUAUAUGAGGAGUUGACGUUCGAUGGAGAAAGCCCAGCGACGGAUCCGGACUAUGACACCGUUCUAUCGAUCCGGCUUCGUGAGGUGUUGAUUAGUGGGAUGAAAGGGUUGGGCAUUAGGAACAAUGAGAAGUUCGGGGAUGAACUCAGAUUGGUUGAUGGGGCUGGGGAGUUGGAAACAGGAACGGAGUAA
Molecule: messenger RNA, 1425 nt
Organism: Blastomyces dermatitidis ER-3
Lineage: Eukaryota; Fungi; Ascomycota; Eurotiomycetes; Onygenales; Ajellomycetaceae
Exons: 3
Coding region: 1-1425 (474 amino acids)
Source: RefSeq, a predicted model, not a curated record